This is a messenger RNA of Linum trigynum, 237 nucleotides long. NCBI's taxonomy places the organism in Eukaryota, Viridiplantae, Streptophyta, Magnoliopsida, Malpighiales, Linaceae. The record is from the annotation of a GenBank genome assembly.
AUGUUCGGGCUGAAUGGAAAUCUAGUGAAUUUGAAGGACCACUUGUCGGACCUCAGCCUCAACGUGAUCACCCGAAUGGUGUUGGGGAAGAAGUACAUCGGGGUGACGGUGGCGGGGGAUUGUGAUGCCCGAGGAGUUCAAGGAGAUGCUCGACAAUCUCUUCUUGCUCAACGGGGUUCUGGAUAUCGGGGACUCGCUGGCCGGGUUGGACCUGCAGGGGGACUAAAAGCCUUCUAG